AUGCAGGGUAAAUUUUGGGCAGAAGGCUCAGAAUCUUCUUCAAUUGACUCCUCCAAUAGUGAGAGCGAGAGCUCCUCUGACUCCGAGAUGGAGAUGCAGGCAGCUCGUCGUCGUCAAAGAGAGGUGAACAAUUCAAGAUGGGCAAUAGAUUCUGAUUCGGAUAGCAGUGAAGAUGAUCGUAGAGUUGUACGAGGAGCUAAAGAGAAGUUUUAUGAUGAAUUGAGAAUGAUUAUUAGAAGGAUUAAUAACCACGUAAAAGUAUCGGAUUUCAGUUCUUUAAGUGAUGAGUACGAUAAGUUGCUUAAGUGUAUACAAAAAUCCCAUAAUGUUAUUAAGGAUUAUGGAAUUCCAAAGUUCUUCAUUUCGAUUUUGGUUGAGCUGGAAACAUUUCUUGACGAAAAAUUCAGAGACAAGGAAGCUAUUAAGAAACUUUCCAAGGCGAAAGCUACGAGUUUUAAUACAUUGAGGGCUAAAUUCAGGAAAUCUGUAGAGGAUUACCGCCAUCAAAUGGAUGAUUGCAAGAUUAAUCCUCUUGCUUAUCAGGAUGAUGAUUUAAGCGACAGUGAUUCUGCUUCAGAUUCAUACUCUGAUUCUUCGAAAUCAAAUUCUAACUCUUCUGGUUCUUCAUCCUCAUCCAGUUCAGAUUCUGACUCUGACUCUGGUUCAGAUUCUGAUUCAAAUGGAAGUGACGGUAGUUCUGAUGAGGAUUCAUCUGACUCCUCCUCAUCCUCUUCAUCAUCAUCAUCAGAAUGGUCAUCUUAUGAAGAUGAAUAUGAAGAUCGUCACGCAUCUGCAUUGGCCAAGUGGGGAACCAGGACAAAGAGCGUGAAAAAGGAGAAGGAAAGUGUAAAAAAGGCUCAUCGCCAAAAGCAUGUUAAGAAGGACUUCCAAGAGACUGCGACUAGUGGGGGAACAGGUAAUAAUCUACCUUCUGGAGAUCUUUUAUCAUUUGAAGGUGAGGUAACUGUAGAUAUGAUUGUAGAGAAGGUAGGUGAGAUUGUGGCAGCAAGAGGAAAGAAGGGAACUGAUAGACAAGAACAAAUUCGUCUGUUAAAGAAGGCUGCAGAAAUCUCCAGACCACUCUCCCUUCAGGCAUAUGCAGAUGUACUUACUCACUUAAUAUCUGCACAAUUUGAUACAAUCACUGGAGCUUUUCACUGUAUCACAUCUGGGAUAUGGUCAGAAAUCUGUGAUAAUAUCAACAUAUUGCUGGAUUUAGUCUUACUUAAUAAUAAGGACAAAAGGGUAUACAUUUCAGGUUUCCAAAGCUUCAUUUCUUCCAAGGAUAAGAAAAGAAAGGCAUCUGUAGAGAACUCUGGAUCUGGAGCAAAUUCUGGAAUUGAUGGCCAAGGUAGCAAUAUAGACACUGAAAAUAUAAAUGAUGAAAACUCUUCAAUAGGAGAUGUUGUGGAUCUCAAAGAGCAGGACAAAAGCACUGUCACUUUCUUGGUUUCAUUUAUUGAAAGACUUGAUGGUGAAUCUCUUAAAGCUCUACAGCUUACAGAUGUACAUUCAAGCGAAUAUAAAGAUAGACUUGUCCAGUCACUGCAUCUUUUGGCACUUUUAUGGAGAUGCUAUAAAAUCUGUGAAGAGAGAGGCUACUAUGACCUUGUUUCUAGUCUCUCAGUUCAUUUAAUUAAUCAACUCCACUUUAAAAAUGACUCUCUUGCUGUAAAAGUUUGGGAGUUUGUUAGACAAAUUCUUGAAAAAACAGUCAACUCAUCUCUUAGUCCUGAGGAAUUAAGCGCCAACUCUGAUGCACAAAGCAUGAAUUGCGCGGGUAAAACUCCGGACAUACCAGUACCAAAGAAAUUCAGACCUAGUGAGCUUAUCACAGAGUUGGUAGGAAAUGUUUACAAAUAUGGUGACUCAAAGGACAAGCUUAGGGUUUUAAUUCAGCAUGUAUAUAAUAUGGCACUCCAUGAUAAUUAUAAUGAGGCGGUGAACUUAUUCCAAUCUAUUGGAGUAUAUGACAUGGCACUAGGAUCGGACGUGAACAUUCAGAUCUUGUAUAAUAGAUCCCUGGUACAGCUUGGUCUUUCUGCAUUUAGACUUGGUCAAAUUUCCGAGGCCCAACAGUUACUAAGCGAGAUUUGUAUGCCAAAUAGAAACAGAGAAUUACUUGCUCAGGGGAUGAGCAAUAUGAAAUCUCAGGAAAGAACUCCAGAACAGGAACGAGCUGAGAAGAGAAGACUUUUGCCAUAUCACAUGCACCUCUCACUUGAAGUAAUUGACUGCAUUUACCUUAUUUGCUCAAUGUUGCUUGAGGUACCUUAUUUAGCUUACCACAAAUCUUUGAUUAUGCAGAAUGAAGCAGCGAAUAGCCACAUUAAAUUGAGACCUAUUUCCAAGCAAUUCAGAAGAUUACUGGAACAAUAUGAACGUCAAGCCAUUACUGGUCCCCCUGAAAGUUUGAGAGACACAAUAAUUGCUGCAACUAGAUCUCUACAGUUGGGUAAAUGGAGAGAAUGCAGAGACUAUGUCUUUUCCUUAUCUAUUUGGGACUAUAAUCAGGAAGACUUACAACAAACCCAAGAAAGACUAGAGUUGAACAUCAAACAAGAGGCAUUAAGGACCUAUUUAUUUACAUAUGGGCACCUAUACAGCUCAUACUCUGUUGGGAAUUUAAUUGAAAUGUUCCAGCUUCCACGCGAGAAAAUCCACUCACUUCUUUCUAAGAUGAUGCUUAAGAAUGAGCUACAAGCUCUAUGGGAUCAGACAGGAGAGUUUGUAUUGUUAAAUCACAAACAAGCAAGCAAGAUUCAAAAUGACUCUCUCAUUGUUGCUGAUAAGCUUUUACAGUUCGUAGAUUGUAAUGAAUCUAUGAUUUCUUCUAAAGGUAAUGCAAGUGGCGGUAAAAAUCCCAGUGCUACCAACAACAGAAACUCUGCAGGCGCGGGAAAUCCUAACAAUCAAGGAGGAGGGUCCAGUUCUGUACAAGGAGGUGGACUAAAUACCUCAAACAAUCCGAAUACUUCCAGUAACGUUAACCAGUCAUUCGCUUCUAAUUACUAUUCUAGAAAAACCGUCUCUGGGCAGUAUAAUAAACAUAAGAAUACAUCAUCAUCGUCAUCAUCGGUACCCUCUGCAUCAUCUAUGAAUGUUAGACCAAUCCGUGUAUGA
Messenger RNA from Cryptosporidium ubiquitum, 3123 nucleotides. RefSeq lists its product as uncharacterized. Bases 1 to 3123 code for a protein of 1040 amino acids. The transcript has a single exon. Gene Ontology annotation, molecular function: RNA binding; translation initiation factor binding; translation initiation factor activity. Gene Ontology annotation, cellular component: eukaryotic translation initiation factor 3 complex. Gene Ontology annotation, biological process: translational initiation. Lineage: Eukaryota; Apicomplexa; Conoidasida; Eucoccidiorida; Cryptosporidiidae. The record is from RefSeq and is a predicted model, not a curated record.